Rotaria sordida is the source of this 1368-nucleotide messenger RNA. Lineage: Eukaryota; Metazoa; Rotifera; Eurotatoria; Philodinida; Philodinidae. The record is from the annotation of a GenBank genome assembly.
AUGCAACAAGUGCGUUCAAACCGAGAACCAGUACAUGAAACAGCUGCUCGUGGAGAAGGAGGAUCUUCUAUUGCUGCUCGUACUGAAAUAGCAUCAUUAUUUAAUGACUAUACUGGUUCACAACGACUUUAUCAUGAUCGUCUUGAAUCUCUUGAACGUGAAAUGGCUUCACUAAAAGGUCAAGUCAAUCAAGCUUUUUUGACGCCAUCAAAUGAAUCUGAUCUUAAUCGUUCACCUUCGACUAGGAAACCACCAAUUUCACAACCGACAUCAGCUCGAGUUACAAGUCCUCCUCGUAUUCCAUUGGCACCUAAUGCUCGUAGAACAGCCAAUGAUGAAAUGCAGAUAAUUUCUACGCAUGAUGGACCUUUUUCACGUCCUCUACCUCAAGUACCUGUUACUCGUAGUAAAAGUUUUCAUAAUGGUGCAUUACAAUCAUCAUCAUCUCAACCAGUAAAUAGUUCGGAUGAGACUAAUCUUCUUCGAUCUUAUAGAGUACAUCUUGAACAAGUACUUCGUAAAGAUGCACCACCAUUUGCGGAUAUUAAAGUACCAAAUUAUACAUCUAUAGAAGAUGUUUUGAAAGCCAAUGAGCAACUAGUAUUGGAAAAUGAUCGUCUUCGAUCUGAAUUGAAUCGAUUAAAAACAGAAAGUAUUUUAUUACUUCGAUCUUUGAGAGCAACUACUGGAUUAGAACCAAAUUUGGGCAAUGAACGGAUUAUUGCGGAACGUGAACGUCAAGAAUUAGCUAUUGAAUUAGCACGUCAAGUAGAAGAAAAUAAACGUCUUCGUCGAUCAUUAUUGGCUCAAUCAGCAAAAUUUUUAACAUUACGUCAAUCAACAAAUGCUACUGAUACUUCUGUAUCUACAUCAAAUGAUCAUCGUCUUACUCCGGAAUCUGCACCACAGCCAACACUUAAUCUUAAUAAAACUCAACCACAAUCAAAAUCAUCUCGUUUUAUCGUCGGUAAUCGAGGUGCUGCUCGACCUCGAACAUUCAAUCAUGGCUCACACGAUCCAGUAACAACAAUGAAAUUUCGAUCAAUUAUCUUACUUUUCAUCGUAGCAUGUCUAUUUCUUGUAGCGUUCGUUGGUAAUGUAGUUGAAAGUGGAAAUAUUCUUGAUAAUUCAAAUCGAAAUCGUAUUAAUUCAAAGAAGAAUAAUUUAUUUGUUCAACGUCUGAGACGUACAGCACGUAAUAUCGAUCAACGUUAUACAUUACAAUAUGAUGAUGAUAUUGAUAACAGUAGAUUUGAUAUUGAUGAUGAAAAUAAUUCUAUAAAUAAUGAAGAUCAAAAUAAACAAAACAGUGAUCAAGACAACAAUUCAAUAGAUGUUAAUCAAAAUCGAAAAGAAAAAUUUGUUUAA